UUCAAAGGGCUGGAUCCAUUGCAAGCAAUAUGUUUCGAAAAGCGAAACAAGGGCCACCGCUCCGUCCUGACGAUGUAGGCAUGUUCUCUGUCGGUUUCGCGGUUCAGGAAUGUCGAGCAGUGCCUCCAGGGCCGGAUAUCCCAGAAGAAACUGCCAGUGCCGCGAAUCAGCCACGCGGAAACUGCGCGUCCUAUACGCAACUGUCGCGGUCACGUGGGCGCGCAAGGUUUGAUAUAGGCGACGACUUGCUCCCGACCUGCUCCCGAUUGUCGUCGUCCCCCCCCGGCAGCCUCGUCGGUGCAUUCUGCUCCCUGUCUAUCACAUCUACGCCUGACGGCAUUGACGAAACGAUGCCGAAGCAUGCGCUAGAUGCCGAGAAUGCUUCCGUGACCUCGACGCCACAGCCCAAGCGCCCGCGACCUCACACGAGCAGCCCCGAGCGAGAUCUACCAACCAUAUCUUCGCCACUGAGCGCACGCUCCUUAAGCAGCACUCUGUGGACAUAUCCAACACCGUCGGACUCACCAUCGAAUCCGUUCAGUAUGAAACGCUCGCUCGUCGCGCUCACCCUCCCCCAGCCGACCCGUUUUAGCCAACAUCUUGCCCUGCGCUUUCAGCUAGUGUAUGAUGGCCCUAGAAGUAAGGCAGAUAGGACGCUGAAGAACCAGCUUCACAAUGUCUUUCGUAUCGUCCAGGUCCCGAAGAGCUACACUCUGCGCCACAUCCACCAUCUCGUAUUGUUCCUCUUCGCAACUGAUACGUGCUUGGAUGCACCGUUGACAUCCAAGGCACCGACGAAGCGGCAUCGGAGCAAGCGACUUAUUGACAUGAUGAGGGUUGCGGGCGAGGGGCUUGCGGGGAAGGGAGCACGGCGAGAACCAGCAUCGGGUAUAUGGCGGGGAAGAUCUGCUACGCCGGAUUAUUCACUUACCUUACGCCCGGCCGUCAGUUCUGCCGUCCCGGACGGCUGGAUCGGACACGUGUUCGAGGUGCGCAGCGGUAUUCAGUUCUCUGGCUCGAAUGAGCGACCCAAGAUCAAGCCGAACACCGGACGGGUCCGCAAACGGGCGUCGAGCGUACGAGAACGAAUACUGUUCCGAGACCUAUACGAUCAAGAGUACGCUGCGCUGUAUCCAGAGGAAAGCUUUGCUUCCUCGAGUGCCAGCAGCGAUCUGGAUGUUGUGUCGAGCGUGGACGAGACCGGGUUCGAAGAUGACGCCUGCGGGACUGCGGGAUGGAUGUGGGAAGCAGAAGACGACUACACUCUAGAAAAAGUGUGGUGCGGUUCCGUCCAGCUUGGACUGCAGGAAGGCAUCAUAUACCGCCACCUACCAGGUAUCUCAGUACAGAUCACCAUCAACAGGACGAAUGUUCCAGUGCGUAGAGGACGGGGCAACCAGCCUUAUGUUUUCAAGUGGCGCGGCAGCUCGCGAGGCGCGAUCCGCAUAGCACAUGUGGACGCACGUAGAAUGACAUCGGAGGAAAGCAAGGAAAGCAACGGCAACUUGGUAUACCUCACGAGCGAAGCGUUCGAGGACGAAGUGGAGAACGAGGAGGAACGUCUCCAGAAGUGGAACGACCCCAACGCAUUCGCCCGCUUCCUGGAGCGCGAGUCGGUGCGGGAGAUCGCGUCUCGGAAAUCCUCUGCCGCGCCUGCGCUAGGAUUGGAGGACUCACCCAUGCUCCCGGAACAGCUCGAGACGACUAUGUCCCCCUUUUCUCCAUCAUCACCGUUGAUUUCGAGUGAGGCUACGUUGCCCCAGCUCUCUUUCGCCUCUUCCGCCUCGCAGUCGGACUACUCGUCUGUGUCGUCAUACCCAUCCCGCCACUCCUCCUCCCUCUCUCUUUCAGACUUUUUCCUGGCGUCGCUGCCGGAGGUCACGCCUGCCCCGGGAAAUCCUGUGAUCGCGCGUCGUGUGGCGCAGCAGCGUCUUCAUUUCGAGCGGCUCGCGAAGGAUGGACUUCGACCCAUGUUGAUCAACGGGCGGCGUAUCAAGGACGAUGACAGCAAUAACAAUGACGAUGCCGACAACAAGGAUGAGAAGGGAGUCUCUGAUCUCAAGCUGCUUAGAAAGUCGCCGGGCAUUGUGAGAAAUGACGAGGAAGGAGAGGAAGCCAAGGAUUGUAGCCCACUCAAGAGGGGUGCGAGAUACCUGAAACGGGGACGAAUUGAGAAUCGGAACCUGGGCUCUGAGCAAGAAAUAUGAGAUACCCGAGGAUCUAUUGUACUAUGGAAUAGGAAAUAUGUUUUGGAUAGGAUCAUCAUUGUACUACGAAACAGGUAUAGGCGCUUAUACAUGGAAGGUUGCG
Molecule: messenger RNA, 2310 nt
Organism: Laetiporus sulphureus 93-53
Lineage: Eukaryota; Fungi; Basidiomycota; Agaricomycetes; Polyporales; Laetiporaceae
Exons: 2
Coding region: 30-2207 (725 amino acids)
Source: RefSeq, a predicted model, not a curated record